CAUUCCCCUACGUGAAGAGUUAUCUAUCUUUGUUUUCCUUCAGUCACUCAGGAAAGUACCAGCCCGACCUGCCUCCUGUCCUGGACAGCUACAGAGGAACACAGAGCAGAACACAGACAUAAAGACAUCCUCGUCGGAUACAGACGCAACACACACACAGCAGUGUUCUGAGGUUUCACAGCAGAGGAAGCCAAGAGGACAAACACACACAGCGGCUCCAUCUCUCGCUCUUCCUGCACGCCCUCUGCUGCAUCUCAGGGGACUGAGGUUGCUCUACCCGUGCCCCCCCCACGGCCGGACGUUGCAGAUUGAUGAUGCCGCAGCAGUCAAUGGAUCGCUGUGAGGUUUCAGAGAACUACCACAAUCAUAGCCCGGGGGCCCAGGGGAGCCAGCGGCGCCUGGUCAGUGGACUCCUUCUCUGGGUUGGUCUCCUCACCGUCAGCCACGUGGUCUCCAUCACCCUACUCGUCAUCACCAGGCCACACGCACUGCCUCUGCCAGAAAUAGUUUCAGCUCCAAAACCUACAGCAGACUCAUCUCUGAGCCUACCCCUGGAGUCACAAAGAGUGCCAUGGCAAAUGCUCACCUUUGAACCCACAAGUAUAGAUGAUAAUGAUGCCUCGGUGGUGAGAAGUGGGAUCAAGUGGAAGACUCAGUCCAAGGGAAAUAAUUUUGUCUCCCUAAAGGGCGGAUCCCUGACCAUCAACCAGGAUGGUUGUUACUUCCUGUAUCUUCAGGUGACUCUGGAGACACCAGAGGUGUCUGGACAGCACAUAGUGAGAGUGAACAAGCCCAACAGAGUCCUGCUGGAAGUAAGGAUGACCAACACCUCCCUCAGCACAGGGUUCCUGGGCAGGGCUGUGGAUCUAGCAGCCUCUGACACCCUCACAGUCACUGUCUCCCCUGGUGCCAGGAUCAACACCAGCUACACCGCCACAUACCUGGGCAUCAUAGGUCCAAAAUUAUAUCUGUAGAUUCUAUUGGAUAUAGACACUCCUGUCUUCAUAGACACAUGCUGGGGGCUAGAACUGGGAGUCAUUUGGUAGGGGUUGAUUGAAUAGAUCCUGGGGAUCUGGAGUUAACUGGGAUCAACCCAUCAUCCCACCAUCUGUCAGAGAGAUGGAGUAGUGGGGAAGAUCAUGUGGGAGACUCCGUAUAUUUGACUGAAACUGAUUCAGUCCGACUCCCUGCCCAUCACAGAAGAUUAUUCCACUCCUUUAUCCUCUACCUAGCCUUCCAACUGGUUUUGAGCUGCAAGGAUUUUCUUUCCAGAAUUCUACAGAUUGUUUAUUUUUUAUUUUUUAUUUAACCUAUAUUUAACUAGGCAAGUCAGUUAAGAACACAUUCUUAUUUUCAAUGAGGGCCAACCAAAAUGCAAAAGGCCUCCUGCAGGGAAGGGGGAUUAAAAAUGUAAUAUAAUAAUGCAUCUUGUAAUUUUGUAAAAAUAUGUUUAAAAGUAUUGGUCAUCAUGGGUUAUGGGUUGUACUGUUACUUUAGCGUGUUUCUCUCUUGGAUGAAGUAGCACUGUUUUUAUCGCUCAGGAUUAUAGUUAGUAUGUUUUUCCAGUACCGGUAAAUAUUGUUUUUUAAGCUAUGAACGAGGGGAUUGUUUUAUCAAGUAAUGUGCACAGGGUUGUUGAGAGAAUGCACAGUAUCAACAUAUCUUUAAUGAUUACUUUAAUAUUUGCGUACUGCUUUGUAUUUAAAAUAUGAUUUUUUAAACAUAUUUAUGUCUUAUUACAAUAUUAUCUUAUUAUUAUUUUCUUAUUUAUUUUAUAUAUCUAUUUUGAAGGACAUGUUGAGUAUGUUGUAGGAUGAGAUGUAGAGAUAAUCAAUUAAUGUAUGUCACUAACCAGGUUUCCAUUAAAUCGUUUUAUGCGAGUAAAGUACGUCAGGUAAAACAUUUAAUGAUAGGCCUGAUGGAAACAGAAAAUGUUUCGGUAAACCUUCCAAAUGUAGACAAAACAAAAUAAGCUAUACAAGGUGGGAUCUUUUUGUGUCGGUAGAAUUAGUUAUGCGAGAAAUGGCAGUGGAAACACCUUUAUGCGCAAAUAUUGAUGUAAUAACCAUUAUAUCGAAGUAAACUUGGAGUCACGCCAUGAUAAAUGGUGUGGUUCUCCCACUACGACUCGGGAAAGCAUGCAGUUCAUUGCGCUUCAGAUUAAAUACAUUACGAUGAACUUCACAGGGUGGUGAAUGUGCAUGGUGAUGCUCCUUUCCAAUAAAUAUCAAGGGUCUUCUUCUGGUGACAUGAUGAUCGAUUCUUGGCUGACUUUUGACAAAUACAAAUAAUAUUGCUCUUAUCCAAUAAUCGCAUAAUGUUGGUAGCCUACCGCACUGUAUCUGCGAGCUGUUGGCUAGAGCGCAUGUUCCAAGAUCAGAGUGCACAUUUCCUACUCCAUCAGUAGAGUUGAAAAUGCGAUGGAAACUCAUUUUCCAUUCGGUAGGCUACAUGGGAAUUUAACGGCAGAAGUUAUUGUUAUCUGCACUACGUCCUCAAGCACAGCCUUUUACCCAUAAAAAAGUAUGUUUGAUGGAAACAUCCCUGGCGGGGGGAUGCACAUUUCGUUUUAGCAGAUUUUAGAAUAUUAGCAUGAAAAUCUAUCGCAAAUUGGAUGGAAACCGACUUUAUAGCGCCAAAUAAACUAGAAUAAAAUGUACGUUGUUACGAAUUCCACAACGGAAGUUGUGAAACAGGAAUGCAAUCUAUUAUAUUAAGAAAGCACUGGAUUUUUUUCUCCAAACAAAUAAAUGAAGUACAGUAUUUGACUUGUAUAUGGCUUUUAUUUC
Molecule: messenger RNA, 2789 nt
Organism: Oncorhynchus gorbuscha (pink salmon)
Lineage: Eukaryota; Metazoa; Chordata; Actinopteri; Salmoniformes; Salmonidae
Exons: 4
Coding region: 312-974 (220 amino acids)
Biological process (GO): tumor necrosis factor-mediated signaling pathway; T cell proliferation involved in immune response; immune response
Cellular component (GO): membrane
Molecular function (GO): tumor necrosis factor receptor binding
Source: RefSeq, a predicted model, not a curated record